CCGUCAGGGAACUACGGCCUGUGGGACCAGCACGCCGCCAUCUCGUGGGUGCGAAGGAACAUCGCCGCCUUCGGAGGAAACCCAGACAACAUCACCAUAUUUGGACAGUCGGCGGGGGCCGCCAGCGUCAGCUUCCAGAUGUUGUCCCCGUACAGUAAAGGAUUGUUCCGGCGGGCCAUCAGUCAGGGUGGCGUGGCCUUGAGUCCUUGGGCCUUGCAGAAGGAACCCAUGGCACUCACCAAGAAGGUAGCCCAACCCAUCACUUCC
Messenger RNA from Hippocampus comes (tiger tail seahorse), 267 nucleotides. RefSeq names its product bile salt-activated lipase-like. The transcript is spliced from 2 exons. Lineage: Eukaryota; Metazoa; Chordata; Actinopteri; Syngnathiformes; Syngnathidae. The annotation marks the transcript as partial. The record is from RefSeq and is a predicted model, not a curated record.